Messenger RNA from Oncorhynchus keta (chum salmon), 2807 nucleotides. Its product is annotated as centrosome-associated protein 350-like. Lineage: Eukaryota; Metazoa; Chordata; Actinopteri; Salmoniformes; Salmonidae. The transcript is spliced from 8 exons. The record is from RefSeq and is a predicted model, not a curated record. The coding region runs from base 185 to 1066 and encodes 293 amino acids.
GCAACAGGUCAGUGGGUACUAUAUGGCGUUCUAGCAUUCACCAUGGAGUGUGACGGCAUUGACCUGAAAAGAGCAGAGCUAUUUUCAUUCUGACAUUCUGACUUUCAUUCUCUUCACCUUUAUUCCUACCAUCUGGCUGUUGGGAAAGUUAGGAUAGGACAAUGUGAGGAGAUACUACAGCAGCAUGGCGACGCACAUCCUGUGGUGUGCGUUUGCAUGGACAUUCAAGGGUCUGUUAUGUACCUGCAGGUUCUUCUGGGUGAGCCCAUACUACUCAAUCAAAUACAUGCCCAAUGAACCUCACAGAACAGGGAAGGAUCAAGUGAAACAAAAAACAGGCUCAGCGAAUCAGGAAAUACCAGGAAGUCAUGAUAGCAGUGCCAUGCAGAGGAGACUGUCCAAAGCUGAGAGGGAGAUUCAGGCCCUCAAGACCCAGAUCACCUUUGAGAGGGCAACAUGGGAGAGGAAGUUUGUGGAACUGCAGGUGAUACAGCAGGACCUACGUUAUCAGCUGAUCUCUGUAGCCAGGCCUGGAAGUUUACCUCAGGUGGGCAGCUUUGAGGACCUUGGCGAGUCAGAGGUGGAAAACAGACAGUCGUACGAUGGAAAGAACCAGGACAGCUCAAGCAGCCAUUCCAACCGAAGCAAAGGGUCUGAGAGGAUGUCAUCAACAGGCGACACAUGCCAAAGCAGCUUGUCUGGCAGCCAGGUCUCAUUGAACUCAGCAUUUGGCUUCAGACCCAUUUCUGCUCUGUCUCCAGCCACCAGUGGGAGCUCCUGGAGGAGCUACACCGGUCCACACCGGGUCUUUGUGCCUCACUCCCCCCUGGACCUGCAGACGGGACACCGGGUUCGAGUCCUGCUGCCCUCGGGACGGAUCAGCACAGGCACGGUUCGUUACCUGGGCCACCUGGAGGGGGAGCCAGACUUCCAUAUGGGAGUGGAGCUGGAAUCACUUGAACACGGGCAGCAAGAUGGCACACACAGGGGACAGUGCUACUUUGAAUGCAAGGCUGGCCACGGUGCCUUUGUGCCAUUCACCAAGCUGUUGAUGGCCUGGGAGUGAUGACAUCACAGUCUCUAUGGUGGAGGGUCACAUCUGGAUAUUUCAUAUGGACUCUUUGGCAUCAAUUACGAAUGGUCUCUAAAAGUAAACUUACAAUACUGGUCAAAAGUUUUAGAACACCUACUCAUUCAAGGGUAUUUCUUUGUGUUUACUAUAUUCUGCAGAGUAGAAUACUAAAACUAUAUAAUAACACAUAUGGAAUCAUGUAGUAACCAAAUAAAGUGUUAAACAAAUCAAAAUAUAUUUUAUUUGAGAGAGAUUCUUCAAAUAGCCACCCUUUGCCUUGAUGACAGCUUUGCACACUGCAUUCUCUCAACCAGCUUCACCUGGAAUGCUUUUCCAACAGUCUUGAAGGAGUUCCCACAUAUGCUGAGCACUUGUUGGUUGCUUUUUAUUUACUCUGUGGUCCGACUUAUACCAAACCAUCUCAACUGGGUUGAGGUCGGGGGAUUGUGAAGGCCAGGUCUUCUGAUGUAGCACUCCAUCACUCUCAUUUGUGGUAAAAUAUCCCUUACACAGCCUGGAGGUGUGUUAGGUCAUAAAUCACACAGUGUCACCAGCAAAGCACCCCCACAACAUAACACCUCUUCCUCCAUGCUUUACGGUUGGAAAUACAAAUGCGGAGAUCAUCCGUUUACCCACAUCGUGUCUCACAACGACACGGUGGUUGGAUCCAAAAAUCUCCAAUUUGGACUCCAGACCAAAGGACACAUUUCCACCUGUCUAAUGUCCAUUGCUUGUGUUUCUUGGCCCAAGCAAGUCUCUUCUUCUCAUUGGUGUCCUUUAGUAAUGGUUUCUUUGCAGCAAUUUGACCAUGAAGGCCUGAUUCACACAGUCUCCUCUGAUCAGUUGAUGUUGAGAUGUGUAUGUUACUUGAACUCUGUGAAGCAUUUAUUUGGGCUGCAAUAUCUGAGUCUGGUAACUCUAAUGAACGUAUCCUUUGCAGCUGAGGUAACUUCCAUUCCUGUGGCGGUCCUCAUGAGAGCCAAUUUCAUCAUAGCGCUUGAUGGUUUUUGCGACUGCAAUUGAAGAAACAUUCAACGUUCUUGAAAUGUUCCGUAUUGGCUGACAUUCAUAUCUUAAAGUAAUGAUGGACUGUCGUUUCGCUUUGCUUAUUUGAGCUGUUCUUGCAAUAAUAUUGCCUUGGUCUUUUACCAAAUAGGUCUAUCUUCUGUCGAACACAACUGAUUGGCUGAAAUACAUUUUAAGAAGGAAAGUACUUCCCCAAAUGAACUUUUAAGAAGGCACAUCUAUUAAUUGAAAUGCAUGAGGGUGACUACCUCAUGAAGCUGGCUGAGAGAAUGCCAAGAGUGUGCAAAGCUGUCAUACAUUUUGAUAUGUUUAACACUUGUUUUGUUUACUACAUGAUUCCAUAUGUGUUAUUUCAUAGUUUUUAUGUCUUCACUAUUAUUCCACAAUGUAGAAAAUAGUACAAAUAAAGAAAAACCCUUGAAUGAGUAGGGGUUCUAAAACGUUUGACCGGUAAUGUAUAGGCACAAGUUUAUUGAGAAUAUGGCACCCCUGAUGUAUCUACUGUACAACCAACAUGCUUCAAAGAUCAUAGAAGUGUCAACAUCGGCCCUGUAUUAAAGACCAACAUUGGCAAAAGAAAAAGAGAAUAAAAUUGUAAAUACUAUAUACAGUAGUAUAUGCUGUACAUGUAUACAGUGGUAUAUGUGGGAUGAGCACUAACAAUGUUGUCUUUGUGUUCAGAAAUAAAGUAACAAUCUUGUAGCAUCAA